Messenger RNA from Diospyros lotus (date-plum), 1140 nucleotides. RefSeq lists its product as uncharacterized. Bases 146 to 922 code for a protein of 258 amino acids. The transcript is spliced from 7 exons. The record is from RefSeq and is a predicted model, not a curated record. Lineage: Eukaryota; Viridiplantae; Streptophyta; Magnoliopsida; Ericales; Ebenaceae.
GAAGGGGGAGGUAUAUAUGUAUAUAUUUGGUCUUGUACUCGGUGCUCUCCUAAACAAGGGCUAGGGUUUUCUCCGUCCCCCAAGUAAAGCCCUGCAGUACGGAGCUCGGAAGAAGCAGGGUAUCUAACCGGAGACGAACACUGAAAUGAAUCAAGGCGGAGAAAACAGGCCGGGAACGCAGAAAACCUGCGCCGUCGAACCAUCCACCGCUAUGGCAUACCUCGAUCCCCACUACUGGGACGAGAGGUUCGGUCGCGAGGAGCAUUACGAAUGGUUCAAAGACUACUCUCAUUUUCGCCAUCUCAUUCAGCAACACGUCAAACCUAAUUCCUCUGUCUUGGAACUCGGGUGUGGAAACUCGCAGUUGUGUGAAGAACUGUACAGGGAUGGAAUUACUGAUAUAACCUGCAUUGAUUUGUCCGCAGUGGCUGUGGAGAAGAUGCAGAAAAGGUUGCUGUCCAAGGGAUACAGAGAAAUUAAAGUGCUGGAAGCUGAUAUGCUGGACCUGCCAUUCACCAACGAAUGCUUUGAUCUGGUUAUAGAGAAAGGAACAAUGGAUGUUCUGUUCGUGGACAGUGGUGACCCUUGGAAUCCACAAUCCGAAACAGUGAAUAAUGUAAUGACAAUGCUUCGAGGGGUUCAUCAGGUUCUUAAACAAGACGGCAUUUUCAUCUCUAUCGCCUUUGGCCAGCCACACUUCAGGCGCCCUUUCUUUAAUGAUCCAGAAUUCACUUGGUCCGUGGAGUGGAAUACCUUUGGUAAUGAAUUUCACUAUUUCUUCUACAUCUUGAAGAAGGGUUGCAGAUCAUCAGAGAACAAUGACAAUGAGAGGGUUGCAGUGAAGUCUAUGUCUCUAUUUCAUGAUGAACUAGAAGCUGAAGACUAUAUUUUCCGAACCAACAUCCAUGAAGAUGAUGGUUAGAAAUCAUGCUAAACCUUUUGUAUUUUAUUUGGAUCUGCUUCUGUCCUUCUACCUCACCUACUGGGAUUAAGGGUUGUGAUUGUUGUCUUAGUUGCUCGUUCCGUCCUUUUACUCUUGGUCCUAAGCCACUUGCAACUAAAGCUCAACAUGCAAUAGAUAUAUGUACGCUCCCAACUCUGUAGCUCUGAGCAAUAAUAAUAAUAGCAUGCAUUUUACUC